AUGAGCUCGGAAACCUUCGUGUCAACUCGUAGCUUUCUUAUCUCACAAAUUCUUGAAUUGGUCAAGGCCAUAGGGGUCGUCAUCGCUUUGUCCUUCAUCUCGUCCUCCUUCUCCACUUUCAUCAUUCGAGAACGUAAAAGUGGUUUUCUGGCAAUGCAACUUCUAGCCGGACAGAAGAGAGUGAUCUACUGGGCCAUGUCCUACGUAUGGGAUUGUAUCUCUCUCCUCGUCCCUAUCGCAAUAAUUAUCGUCGUCUUCAUCAUCUUCAAUGAAACUGCCUAUAUCGGCAAAGAACACAUUGGCGGAUUCAUCGUUUUAAUGGUCGUAUAUAGUCUUGUUAUCACACCUCUGAUGUACUGCCUCACAUUCGCUUUCAACGUCCCUUCUGUUGCAUUCGUCUCUCUACUCGCAAUCAACAUCCUCAUCGCCACCAUUACGUCUAUCAUCAUUUAUAUGCUUGAAUUGAUCUCCUUUAGUGAUUCCAGUGUUGAGACAGUGGUGAAUGUGUUGGAGAAAAUUUUCCUUAUCUUCCCACAAUUCGCGUUCUCUCGCGGGUUUUACGUUUUGGCUAAAGGGCACAUCAUAAGGGAAUUUGGAUUGGGGGAAAUUAUGGACGGUAAUAACAUCUGGGACUGGAAUGCAUUGACGGAGAAAAUUGUUGCCAUGCUGAUUGAGGCCAUUCUCUUCUAUGCAAUUCUUAUACUGAUAUCCUGCACAAGUGAGGCUGCCGUCUGCGACAAGUGCUUGAAGAAGAGGUGGAAGAGGAUGGAGGUGAAAAUGAAGCAGAAAUCCACUGAUGGAGAUCAAUUUGAAGGGGUCAGUGAAGAUGUCUUGGAGGAGAUCGAAAGGGUAGAAAAUGUAAGUGGCUUGAAAUCUUCCCCUUAUGAAUACGUGCUCUAG
Messenger RNA from Rodentolepis nana, 900 nucleotides. NCBI's taxonomy places the organism in Eukaryota, Metazoa, Platyhelminthes, Cestoda, Cyclophyllidea, Hymenolepididae. The record is from the annotation of a GenBank genome assembly.